Molecule: messenger RNA, 2022 nt
Organism: Penicillium diatomitis
Lineage: Eukaryota; Fungi; Ascomycota; Eurotiomycetes; Eurotiales; Aspergillaceae
Exons: 5
Coding region: 1-2022 (673 amino acids)
Biological process (GO): regulation of DNA-templated transcription; DNA-templated transcription
Cellular component (GO): nucleus
Molecular function (GO): DNA binding; zinc ion binding; DNA-binding transcription factor activity, RNA polymerase II-specific
Source: RefSeq, a predicted model, not a curated record
AUGGAGCAUUCAGAUUCAUCAGUCGAACGGCCGACCAAGAGAGUACGACAGGCAUGUGAACCUUGCAGGCGCAAAAAGGCCAAGUGCCCUGGAGAACAUCCAGUGUGCUCUUUAUGUGCCAGGCUACGACAAAUUUGUGUCUAUGCGGAGGAAAGACGGCGACCUCAAACGCUCGAGGAGCCAUCAAGAGCUAGUCCAGGCGUCUCAACAUCAAACGCCCAGGCAUUGGAAGACCGACUGAGGAGUCUUGAGGGGAAGCUUGGCGUGGUUAUUGACCACCUUGGCGUCGGCUCACGAGAGAAGAGUGCUACGUCCAACGCUGGUCAAUUAUUUGAUCGUUCGAAUGUGUCUGGCUCGAGUGUAUCCACGACGUUACCCCCUUGGGAGGAUGUCGUGGAAGUAGCAGAGCUGUAUCUGCUUUACUGUGAAUCGCAGCCUUUGCCCAUAUUUCACACGAGCAAUUUCAUCGGCAGCCUUCAGACCAGAGAUAUCGAGAUUGUCUAUGCCAUUUUAGCCUUGUGUCUGAGGUUCUCCAGUACGCAUCGCAAUGCGCCGGAUCUGCCCGAAAGGGUCAACGGCUACGCCGAAGUUGCACGCGCGCUGGUCAUGAAGCGAGUCUCAGAAGGACCCGUUGAGAUUUCUACCCUUCAAUGCCUAUGCCUUUUGAGCAUGGUUGAUUUUACCAAUGGUAAUACGCACCGCUCAAGUAUCCACAGCAGUUUAGCGAUGAAUCUUGCUCAGUGUGCGAAUCUCGGCCAGGAACCUCGUACACCCAUGAGCAACGUUAAGCGGGAGGAACGCCGGCGAUGCUUUUGGAGCAUAUGUCUCUUGAAAAGGCUUCACGGAGGGGACUUCUCGAUCGAUAUUCCCGAAGUGGGAGGUCCAGCAUAUCCGCAAAGUCCUUCUCGUCCUGCGCGGAUCCUCUCCCCCGGCCCGGCGCAUGCUGAAUCCAGAAGGAGCGACAUUCAAGAUCAAGGGAUUCUCGCCUAUGUCAUCAUGCUGAGUGAAGCCUUUGCACGAACUGGACGAUAUGUUCGCCUUCACGGGCGACCCAGCAAUGUGCCCCCUUGGUCCCCACACUCUGAAUACUCAAAAAUUAUUGCUUUGCAAAUGGAUCUAGAGACUAAGAUGCCCCUUACCCAUCGAUUCAAGCCAGCGAAUCUUGGCGAUCGAUCCCAUGAAGAGCUCCAAGCUCAUCGUGAUUAUUGGGGCCCAUGGUUCCUGAAUCAAUUCAUGUACCAUACCAUGCUAUGCCUACUCAACCAUCCGCUUCUCCUAUCACUCAGUCUACGAACCUUCCGAAGCACCAUCCCCGAAAUCUUUCUGCAGCAUACAUCCGAUCUGAUAUCCUCCCACACUACCUGGAUUAUCCACUUCAUCAACUACUUUGAAGAGAAAAACUUCUUCGUCUCAGACCCCCUGCUAGGAUACAGUGCAGCAGUAGUUGCGACCAUUGAGCUGCAGCUCAGCUUCACCGACAACCAAACCAUCCGCGAACAAAAGCGCGAACGCUUCACCAAAUGCGUCAAAUUUGUCCAACAACUUGGCGAGCAAUGGCCACACAUGGCCCGCCUCGCGCAAAGACUCCAACAUCUUGAAGACGCCGUCUCGUCAACUUAUCAAUCCGACCCCAACGCUCAGAAUCAAAGCCUGUUGAUCGACCUCUCAAAGUUCUGGGAAAUCCUCGAAUAUUCGUCCAACAGCGAUUCUGCAUCUGCUCGCCGUCUAUUCGGUGACUCGCUGUAUGCUGGCCCAUCCACAGCCAAUCCAGAAGUCUCGCAGACGUCGCCGCUGCCUGCGCCCACCCGGAUUGGUGAAGAGAGACCGGCGAGUUUACAAUCGCCCGGGACGUUUGCGGGCAAUGCGGCGGGGUUCGCAGACUACUCGGCGGCUUCAGUUGUGUCGCCGCAACAGUUGACCUUGACAAACGAUGAGUUCUCGAUUUUAGCAACCAAUUUCUUCUCGCAGGGCCAAGAGUUUUUGCGAAGCGGAGAUGCCUGGACGAAUUUUGGCAAUUUCUGA